AUUUACUUAUUGCGUUUAAAAACACGGUAUAUUAGAAAACAGCUGAUCAAAUGCUACCAUAGUGUAUACGAAUACUUAGAAUGGGCAAGAAGGAUCAAGGAACCUGACAGUGAUUAUACUAUAUUGAUAUUUAAAAAAUUAUUCUAUAAUAAUACUACAUUUUAACUCUAUAAACAAAGAUUAUAAUAACACGUGAUUCAUAUCUAAUUAGUUAGAAUGUUGCCAAUACAGAAUUUUAUUUGUGAACAGUAUAUAAGAAGAGGUACUCUUUUAGCAUCCAUUUUACUAAGAAGAUCAUUAAAUCCAACAGCAAGUAUUGUCCAUAUACAAAGAGGAAAAAGGAAUAAAAACAAUUGCUAUGAUACAAGUAAUAUAAAUACAUUAAUUCGUCCUGUGCCUGUAAAGUCUAAUCCAGAUGAUAUUAAUAUAGGAAGCGAAUUGACUGGUGAUUUAAAUAAAACAAAUUUAUUAAUAGUUUUAAACAAAUUCAUAGAGAUCAAAGAAAUUAAAAGUUUAGCACUGGAAUAUGGACUAGAUGAUUAUUUGCAGAAAAAAGCGUUCAUAGAAUUUAGAGAAUAUUGUGUUCAAUCGCAAUCAUUGCCGACUGAUCUUCAUAUUGUUUUAAGCGACAUUCUUCAAAAUGCUGCAAAUAUAACAGAUCUUUUUCCCUAUUUUUUACGUUUUGCCAAAAAAAUGUUUCCACACAUAGAAUGUUUGGAUGAUCUUAAAAAAAUUAGUGAUCUCAGAUCGCCUGCUAAUUGGUAUCCCUCAGCAAGAGCGAAAACACGAAAAAUUAUAUUUCAUUCUGGUCCAACUAACAGUGGAAAAACUCAUCACGCUUUAGAAAGAUUUAUGAGAGCAAAAAGUGGAGUAUAUUGUGGACCUUUAAAGUUAUUAGUUUCAGAAGUAUAUAAUAAAUGUAAUAGUAUGGGAACUCCUUGUGACUUAGUUACUGGAGAAGAAAGAAGAUAUGCUCGUAGUCCAGAUGAUCCUGCAAAUCAUGUAUCUUGUUCAGUGGAAAUGGUUAACUUAAAUACUUCUUAUGAGGUCGCAGUAAUUGAUGAAAUUCAAUUACUUCGAGAUCCUGGCAGAGGAUGGGCAUGGACGAGAGCUCUUCUUGGAAUUCCUGCAGAUGAGAUACAUCUUUGUGGUGAAACAGCUGCGAUAGAUUUAGUAAAAUCUAUUUGUCUGACAACAGGUGAAACCCCUGAAAUUCGCAAAUAUAAACGGUUAACACAGUUAACAGUAGAAAAUACAGCAGUUGGAUCAUUGAAAAAUAUUAAACGUGGUGACUGUAUAGUUUGCUUCAAUAAAAAUGACAUAUUUGCUGUUACACGUCAAUUAGAAACACAAGGGAUAGAAACUGCUGUAAUAUAUGGUAGUUUACCACCGGGAACAAAACUUGCGCAAGCUGCUAAAUUUAACGAUCCAAAUAGUUCUUGUAAAGUAUUAGUAGCAACUAAUGCAAUUGGAAUGGGAUUAAAUUUACAUAUUAGAAGAAUUAUUUUUUACUCUUUAAUACAACCAAUGGUGAAUGAAAAGGGAGAAAAAGAAAUGGAUACAAUUUCUGUAUCAACGGCUUUGCAAAUAGCUGGCAGAGCGGGACGUUAUGGCACGCAAUGGAACACAGGCUAUGUCACAACUUAUAAACCACAUGAUCUUGCAACGCUGAAAAAUUUACUCAAUCAAACACCUGAGCCAAUCAUUCAAGCUGGUCUUCAUCCAACAGCUGAUCAAAUCGAAUUAUAUGCUUAUCAUUUACCAGAAACACCAUUGUCUAAUCUUCUGGAUAUUUUUAUAACACUAUCUACAGUCGAUGAUUCUUUAUACUUUAUAUGCAAUACUGAUGACUUCAAAUUCCUCGCUGACAUGAUACAACAUGUUUCUUUACCAUUACGUGCACGAUACGUAUUCUGUUGUGCGCCAAUUAAUAGAAAACUUCCAUUUUCAUGCGCUAUGUUUCUAAAGUUUGCCCGUCAAUACAGUAAAAAUGAUAAAAUCACCUUUAACUGGCUAUGUGAUCACAUUGGUUGGCCAUUCUCAACACCUAAAUCUAUACUUGAUCUUGUUCAUUUGGAAGCUGUGUUUGACAUUAUGGAUUUAUACCUUUGGUUAAGUUAUCGGUUUCCAGAUUUAUUCCCAGAUACUAAUAUGGUACGAGAUGUGCAGCAAGAAUUAGACUCAUUUAUCCAAAGAGGAGUAGUUCAUUUGAAGGAAUUAAUUACUAGUUCUAUGACUGAAGGGAACAGUGGAGAAGCAUCAGAACGAGAUGAAUUUUAUGUACAAACACGGAAACAUAAUUUUUAUAAAGGAAAUAAUGAAUUUCGUAAACGUAAGCCCUCUAUACCCAUAAGAAAGGGUAAAUUAACAGAACGAUUAUUGGCAGAAGGUUUGUUAACACCGCAAAUGUUACAAGAACUUCAAAAUGAAUGGACCAAAAAGAAAAAAUAAUAAAUUAUUUUUUACAAAAAUCAGUGACCAAAAUCCGAUGUAAAAAUGUUUAAUAUCAAAUAAAUGAUGUUA
Polistes canadensis is the source of this 2523-nucleotide messenger RNA. RefSeq names its product ATP-dependent RNA helicase SUV3 homolog, mitochondrial (gene Suv3). The record is from RefSeq and is a predicted model, not a curated record. The transcript has 16 exons. Gene Ontology annotation, molecular function: RNA helicase activity; hydrolase activity, acting on acid anhydrides; ATP binding. NCBI's taxonomy places the organism in Eukaryota, Metazoa, Arthropoda, Insecta, Hymenoptera, Vespidae. Gene Ontology annotation, biological process: RNA catabolic process; mitochondrial RNA 3'-end processing. Gene Ontology annotation, cellular component: mitochondrial degradosome. The coding region runs from base 217 to 2451 and encodes 744 amino acids.